AGUUGUUUUCGCUUGAUGGCGAAUCUCUCCACCGGCGUUGCUGCUACUACAUGAAAAGUUACCCGAUCCGACCGUUCCCAUUUGGAUCAACAUGUUGCGAACACUAAACGCGCAGCAGCAUCAGCAGCAGUUUUGCGCCGCAAUAGCGCGCAGCUCGCAAGCCGUAUUAUCGAGUUCCGGUGCGGCAUCUUCCAGCUCUUCCGCUUCCGCGCGUGCGUUCGCCACGACACGCGUAAUCCAAGCCGGGAUGAAAAGAACGACUCUAGUCCCUUUCAUGUCUGGUCGCUCGCACAGGUGUGGGCACCGGAUAAUAUCAGCGGGAACGAAAUCCUCCAGAAGCGCGAAGACGCAGCGCGGACUGUUGGCCGCGCCAGGACAGCUACUUUUCAGGAAUGAUGUGAUGAGUUCUUCCCACAACCAAAUCACAAAUUCACUCUUCAAUCGCGCGUUUAGCACCCAGCUUCCGUCUGCAGCCACGACACCCAAUCCCGCAGCGACGGAAAAAGAGAGGUUGGUCAUUUUAGGUUCUGGUUGGGCCGGCUACCGUUUGCUGCAAGAUGUGGACCACGAGAAGUAUCAGGUCAGCGUGGUGUCGCCCAGAAACCACUUUUUGUUUACGCCACUCUUGGCGUCCGCCUCGGUUGGGGGCUCGGACAUCAGCAGUAUUUGCCACCCUGUGCGGCCACUAGUGGCGGAAAAGGUAUAGUAAAUUUACUGUGGGUGCCAUGGAAUUCAAUGCAUCACAAAGUCUCGUUCCCUCCAGCGUGUCACUCCUGCAUGACAAACUAAUCACACGACCGGAAAAUAAUACGAAAUAGCUCUGCAUAACCAUAAGUCCACAACAUACAACAGGACGGGCGCUUUUACGAAGCCAGGGCGAUCUCGCUGGAUAAGAAGAAGAAGAUGAUUCAGUGCCAAACUUUGGAUGGCCGGGAGUUUCCACUUGCCUACGACAAGUUGGUGAUCAGCAUUGGCUUCCAGGCAAACGACUUUGGGAUCAAAGACUUAGGUAUGAACAUAGAUCAACAACCUAGGCAAGUCAAUUAAGGUUAGGUGACCAUAGAAUCACAUGACACACGACGUCGUCGUUUCCCAUGCCAAGAACGCACUGAACAAAGAGCGCACGACUGCUGAUGAAAGUUGAAACCAAAACCCCACCCCUUCCCUACACAGACCAACACGCCUUUUUCAUGAAGGAGACCGCGGACGCGAAGCGCGUGCACGAUCACAUCCUGCGUUCCUUCGAAGAAGCCUCUUUCAUUCACAUGCUGGACGGGGAUGAGAAUGUCUCGCUGGAAGAGGAGGAGCAGAUUCGCGAGGUGCUGUCCUUUGUCGUCGUGGGCGGCGGCCCCACCGGGACGGAAUUUUGCGGCGAGCUCACCGACUUUUUGAAACGGGACAUUGCCGUGCAGUACCCGCAUUUGUCUCCCUACUGGUCCGUUCACUUGAUCGACGCUCUACCGCAAAUCCUGACCCCGUUUCAGAACGCGGAGCUGCAGGCACACGCGCUGGAGCACUUGCGAGAGAAGCAGGGCGUGCAAGUACACCUGUCGCAGUUUGUGGACAAGAUUGAGCACCACCGGAUCUACUUGAAAUCCGGCAUGUCGUUUCCCUUUUCCACGCUUAUUACAGUGAAAAAUGCCCCCCCACCCCUAAAAUUGGAAAAAUUUGUGAUGCGAAGUUUCCAAAUGAAAACUUUUUGUCAUGCAUGAAAUGAGUUUAAAUCUUUCUGCUGCAGAAUCCAGGCGUACAUGGUAUAUCGCAUCAGUUGCAUGACAAGCGCCGCUCUUGCUGGGGUCUUUUGCAAUACGAAUCUUUGCCAUUCACGGUUGGAAACCUGUGAUGCUGAUAGAUGCAAGAGGGCGAAUGUUUCAUUUGGAAAGGUUUGCAAUACAAAUGCUCCCAAGUUCGGGGGUGGGGGCAUUUUUCAUUUUGAUAACGCUCGUUUGGUGUGCGGGGAUCAAGCCGCUGCCCUUCGUGGCGGGCUUGGACUUGGCGAAGAACGCCAAGGGAACGCAACUGUUGACGGACGCCCAGUUGCGGGUAAAGGGCGAGGAGAAGAACGGGAUCUACGCGCUGGGGGAUUGUGCGUCGAUUGAGGUAAGUACUGAAAAACACUAAGAAUGUUUCAGAAAGGAUUUGCUUUUUUCAUGUGGGGAACGAGCAUGUGCAUGACUGAAUACACCUGGUGUCUUCAUGCACGCCGGGAGUGUUACAGUCACUCUCACAUAAGUGAGCAAUUUCUUGAAUCAACGGUAUUCAAAAAUGAUUGUAAAUUCGUUCUGGUCCUCCAUCAAUACAACACCAGACAAUGCCGAUGCCGCAGACCGCGCAGAUUGCGUCGCAGGAAGCUGCUUACUUGGCGAAAGCCUUGUCUCUGGACAGCCACGAGGUGCCCAACAAUUUCGAGUUCAAGGACAAGGGCACCCUCGCCUACCUCGGUGGGACCAGCGCUCUGUACCGAGUGCCGUCGAAUCUUCCGGUCCCCCAUCUGCGCGGGCUGCUGGGCUGGUUCACGUGGCGGAGCGCCUACUGGAGCAUGCAGCUGUCCAUUCGAAACAAGUAUAGUGCACAAGGAACUCUUGUUCUUUCCAUUUGUAGUGUAUUUUCUUGUUGAUGCGAUCAUUGAUUCUGUUGAACGGGACAACAGCACAAUGUGCUUGUUUUGCAAUGCAGAAAUAACGCCAUGAAAAGGUUUAUGCUGGCUUGGAACUGGAUCUCCAACUACGUUUUCGGGCGGGAUCUCACCCGCGUCGGCCGCCACUCUUCGCCGGUGGAGUUUCUGCUCGACCGAAAGGUAUCCUCCGGGAAGAAAAAACGCAAUCCCGCAAGGUCCGUGUCCCCCGAGGCCUCCAAAGCAGAUCCCAUUCCGGCCAGCAAGACCGCCUGAGGUUCGGUUCCGGGGGUUGUUGUGGUCGUUUUUCAUGGGCGACCUCUGCUUUAGUUCACCGUUUGCACACACCGUUUCGACACAUAUGCACAGUACUUCUAGGGAUGAUUUUGAACAGAAUUCAGAAGGUAGUUUCCGUGUUUUGUUGUGCUGGUUGUGGUAUUGCCUUGACCUGCUCCUGUGUAAUUACUUGUCCUUAUUUGCAUGAUGAUGAGCAUGACGCCUUUGACAGCACUCCUGCCGCAGGGUGAAUUUUGAUAGAUCGUAUGAUUUUCCGCGUGUGAAGACCGAAGCGGCACAAAAGAAAAGAUGGAAAGAAGCCACUCUGAACAGAAGUUCUUUUUCAGAUUCCUUUGCGCCUUCUGCCCCCUGCUGAGGAAAACAGACGCUCUUGCCGUGGCAUAAUUUGGUUGUGAUUUACUGUGGUCGUAGUCGCUUUUAUCUUCCGCUUAGAAUGAGAAAUAAACAGGACCACGAAAAAUUCAAUCCAAAACCACAUGAGGUUUGAGUACUUACAAAAAACAAAGAAAAACGAAACUAGGAAAAACAGUGGACUUCUCGCAUAAGUGCGCGACAGGAGUUGUUACCGGGUACAUCGAGCAGUUGUUG
Amoebophrya sp. A120 is the source of this 3499-nucleotide messenger RNA. Lineage: Eukaryota; Dinophyceae; Syndiniales; Amoebophryaceae. The record is from the annotation of a GenBank genome assembly.